AAAUUUAACCCCUUCCAGUAACAUCGUAAGGGGUUUCUACCCCUUUCAUGAUAUUCCCCCUUUUAAAUACGUCCCAAACCCUAAAUCUCAAUUGCGCCGUAGUUUUAAAUUUAUACGCGCCGUCUAGUUCCUCUGGUUUGUAGCUCUCUCUCUCACUCUCGCUUUCUGGUUUAUAAAGCGGCUAGACGCUUUUGCUAGGGUUUUCCUGCGGUUUUCUCGCUGAUCUCGCCGUUAGUUCCAUGUUCCGGCCGAUUUGGAUGUCUCAAUGAUGAAUGGUCCCAAAUUGAGGACCGGGGUGCUUAAAACCUGGAAGAAAUCCGACAAGUAGAGAAAAUUUUGAAAGGAUAUACCUAGUGACAGAUUGGGCUAGAGAAGCCAUCAAGUAGAGCGAAGGAGGGAUUGAAGAAAAAUAAUAGUAUUUGAAGAGAGAGAAGGGGGGGGGGGGGCAUUGGGUGAGGGACACAGGGCUUGGCAGCGAGAGCAACUGAUACCUGCGAGAGAGAGAGAGAGAGAGAGAGAGAGAGAGAGAGAGAGAGAGAGCAACAUAGAUUAGGAUUUUGCAAAUGGCUAGUAGCAAAGGCCUGCCUCGGAAGCGUUUCUACCGGGCUCGAGCCCACAGCAAUCCCCUGAGCGACUCUCACUUCCCCAUCCCCAUCACCCCCUCCGAUUUCAACUAUUCCCUUCACUUCCCCCACUUCUCGAACGUUAACUCAAACUCUGAAGGCCAACAAAAAGACUCUCCUCUUCUUGUAAGGUUUGCAGACGUCGGCUGCGGCUUUGGCGGGCUCCUGGUGCGCCUCUCUCCCCUCUUCCCAACCACCCUCAUGCUCGGCAUGGAGCUGCGGGACAAGGUUACAGAGUAUGUGAAGGAGCGCAUCUCCGCCCUACGAGACGCCAACCCUGGCCAGUACGGCAACAUUUCUGUGGUGCGCACCAACUCCAUGAAGUACCUCCCUAACUACAUUGGCAAGGCGCAGCUCCAAAAGCUCUUCUUCCUCUUCCCUGAUCCCCACUUCAAGGAGAAGAACCACCGGCGCCGUGUCAUCAGUCCCCACCUGCUGGCCGAGUAUGCCUACGUGCUCGCCCCUGGCGGCAUCAUUUACACACUCACUGAUGUCGAAGAGCUUGGGGCAUGGAUGGAAGGGUGUCUUGAUGCCCACCCCCUCUUUGAGCCUCUUUCUGAGGAAGAAGUGUGUACCGACCCUGUUGCAGCGAUCUUGGAUUCAGCUACUGAGGAGGGCCAGAAGGUUGCCAGGAAUGAGGGGCAGACAUUUCGCUCGGUUUAUAGGAGGAGGGUACUGCCGCCGACUGAAUGCAGUAGCGGCUAGUUGAUAUGGAUAAUUUUUUUCUUUUCUGGCCUUUACUAUGUUGAAGAAUGUAGGAGAAGAUAAGGAUACUGUUCCUUUCUCUCCAGGGUUUCCUUCACGAGUGGAUCGGAGGUGAAGAAAUCCCACGAUUUCUGUCUUUUUGUAUUAUUUAUUCUUCAAUGUGAAAUCCUUCAUAUGAAUGGAACACAUAUUUCUCUCUUUCUCAGAUUAUUUAUUCUUUCGUUUAUUUCGUUUGAA
Molecule: messenger RNA, 1565 nt
Organism: Amborella trichopoda
Lineage: Eukaryota; Viridiplantae; Streptophyta; Magnoliopsida; Amborellales; Amborellaceae
Source: RefSeq, a predicted model, not a curated record